UCUUUCAUUUUUGCAACUUUUAUAUUAUUCCUAUUUUUAAUUGUCUGUUCAAAGGAGCCUGGAGCACCUCCAAGUUCAUCACAAACAGUUAAUCGAUUAUCUCGACAAACUCCAUUACGACGUCCACCAACAGUUGUAAAACCUUCUGCACCAUCAAAACCAGCUCGAAUACCUGUUAAACCAUUAAUACCAGUUGUUACUGAAUCAACACAAACAGUUGAAACACGUGUUAAAACUCCACGCCAAUUUUCGUCAUCAUUUGCACAUUUUAUUGAUAAACUUAAAGAAUUAAAUUGGUUUGAAGAACAAUAUCCAUUAGUCAAAAUUGAUAUUUUUCUUGAAAAUUGUGAUGAAAAUGCAUUCCCACCUGAUGUAUUACAACGUCUAGAUUUUAUUUCCAACGUUGAAAAUCGAAUUAUAGUUUUACAUGAAAUUGAAAAUUUCUAUCGUACAAAUCCAAUAAAUGAUCAAACAUGUGAUACAUUAAUCGAUAGAAUUUUAUUUCAUUUAACUAAAUUUAAUUCACCUAAUUAUGGAAUACAUGAUAUUGAAUUUAUUUCAACUUACCUUCGUUUAUUAGCUCACUUCAAUAAAAUGACUAUGGAAGUUAUUGCUGAAUUUAUUUAUUGGUAUUUAGAAGGUGGCGAACAAAUUCGAGCAUUUGUUAAAACUUUGUUUCAACAAUGUGGUUUAGAUGAUCCAUUUGGACAUUUUUAUAAUGAAAUGGAUUCAUGGAAAUUAUGGGAACUUGAUCCAAAUCAACCACGACGUGCAGGAAUUAAAGCGCUUGCUUUUGAAUGGCUUCGACAGUAUGUAUUCAGAAUAGUUAGGAAUGCCAAACAAAUGCAGUUGAUAAUGAAGGAAAUGAUCUUAACUCCGAGGUCAUUUAUCUUAUCAUAUCAUACUCUUCUUCCAAUAGUUUUGGACUAAUAAUCGACGGAAAUAUCUAAAAAAAAAGAUAGUCUUUUUAUGACAUAAAAAUUUUGUCAAAGUUUUAUUACAGUAAUUCCAAAGGCUAUUACAAUUGAUCGAAUAGAAAAGUUCAACUAUUGAAUUAUAUUUGAUAAUUUAAAAAAUGUUGAGUAAACUUCUCUCAGAAUAGUAAUUCGCCGAACUUCUAAUUUGUUUCGCAAGUCAAAUGUAUGGAGAUGAACUUUUAUUGUGUUGUAGCUCUGUUUUGAUUCUCUUCCAAACACAAAAGUGCAAAAGAUUUGAUAAAUUGGAGUUUUCAAACUAUCUAAGAAUUUUGAAGCGAACUAUGAGAGUUAUUAACGAACCAAUAAUUGACUUCUAUACUUUUCCAGUUCCAUAUUAUCGGAUAAUUUGAGUUAUACAUUCAUUACAGUACUUUUCUAAUUCCUACGCUCAUCUAUCGUCAGCACAGUGUGGAUCUUAAUAUAGAUACGUUAGAUCAUGCUUAUUACGAUACUUUGCUUUUAGAAGCUAUCGAGCUUUGGAAGGUUGAAAAGAAAACUUCUGUAUGUCUCUGCCAGGUAAUGUCAUCUUCGAAGCUUAUGUACAGCUCAGGGACUCAAGGGAAUAUAUUUCAAUUAUCUCGAAAGAAGUAUAAAGUAAACCUUGAUUACAAAUUGCGGGCUUCUUAUUUUUAUGAAAUAGGUAAUUCACAUGUUAUGCGUGUUUCAAUAAUGGAUAUUAUCCUCAUCUCCUACUCACCAUUUUCGA
This is a messenger RNA of Rotaria sp. Silwood2, 1683 nucleotides long. Lineage: Eukaryota; Metazoa; Rotifera; Eurotatoria; Philodinida; Philodinidae. The record is from the annotation of a GenBank genome assembly.